Molecule: messenger RNA, 915 nt
Organism: Metopolophium dirhodum (rose-grain aphid)
Lineage: Eukaryota; Metazoa; Arthropoda; Insecta; Hemiptera; Aphididae
Exons: 1
Coding region: 1-915 (304 amino acids)
Source: RefSeq, a predicted model, not a curated record
AUGAAAUGCACGCGCUGCGAUUCUAAUCAACACCGAUGGGGCAGGUGCCCCGACAGAGAAGCCGAGACGAGCUUGAACCGUCAGUCAGCAAACUAUGUGAACUCGACCGCUAUACGUAAUUCUGGAAAUCUCUACACCAAAACUGUGAUUAUAAACGACACGUCUGUAAACGGAAUCGUCGACACGAGUAGUACGAACGUCCUCCUCCGCGAGUCAGUCGCGUGUCGAGCCGGAGUCACCUACCAGCGCACCAGUCGACCAUUGUACGCUGUAGGCGACGCGAACCAACCAAGCACCAUAACGAUAGGUGAGGCCAAGGUUGACGUCGAUAUAGACGGUGUGUUGGCCGCCGACCAUGAAGUACGCAUCGUCAGCGAUGACGCGUUGCCCGUCGACGUAUUGGUGGGCCAAACGUGGCUUCAACUCCCACACGUACACUUUUAUAAAUGUGGAUCCGAAUUGAUUUUCGAGGCUAACGCCGGGUUGGAAACAACCGAUUGUUCGGUGACGGACUACGAUAACACAUGCAGCUACGUGGCCGAGGUCCGGGCACCGAAACCGAGAGAAACAAUAACCGUCGACGACGUAAGGAUCGACACAUCGGUGACCGCCGAGCAACGUGACGAAUUAAUGACGCUCAUGAACCGAUAUCGCGAUGUCUUCGCCAAGACGCUGGACGAAUUAGGCUGCACGGACGUAGUGAAAAUGGAGAUCGUUGAAACGCCUGAUAGUGCAUCAGUCAGCGCUAAGGCGUACCGUUCGUCGCCGUCCGACAGGCGACUCAUCUCGAAUAUUCUACUCGAAUGGAAAUCAGCUGGCAUCAUUUCAGACUCGACUUCGUCAUAUGCAAGCCCCGUGUUAUUGGUUAAUAAAGCGUCGGGCGAAAGAGACUCUGUGUGGACUCCCGUAAGUUGA